Messenger RNA from Babesia microti strain RI, 1248 nucleotides. RefSeq names its product ENP1, BYSL, essential nuclear protein 1. The transcript has 5 exons. Lineage: Eukaryota; Apicomplexa; Aconoidasida; Piroplasmida; Babesiidae. The record is from RefSeq and is a predicted model, not a curated record. Gene Ontology annotation, biological process: rRNA processing. Gene Ontology annotation, cellular component: preribosome, small subunit precursor; cytoplasm; nucleolus. Bases 1 to 1248 code for a protein of 415 amino acids. Gene Ontology annotation, molecular function: snoRNA binding.
AUGGUAAGAAAUUUUGGCAACAAAGUUGAGUCCAAAAAACGCUUAAAUCGCAUAAAAACUUCUUCUAAAUUACAAAAGUCUAACAAAAAUGAUAAACAACGUCAAAAUUUGGCUCAGACUAUCGAAAACGAUAGGAAGGUUAAAUUUUCCAAGUCAGUAAAACGAAAAGACUUUGAGUCUGUCGAUAGUUCGGAGGAAGCUGAUGAAUUAGAUGUGAAUUUUGAUACUUUAUCCGGUGAAGUUGACAAACAAAUAUCGGACCUAAUUUCCCAUGCGACUUUGGGUUUAUCUGAUGAAGAAGGGGAGUUGAUUGAGGGAAAAAAUUCACUUGGCGACGAUGCACUGAUCAAAAAUUUGAACAUACAAAACCACUCAGACCAAGAUAAAAUUGAUGGAUUCACUGAUGAUGUUGAUUUGACCAAUAAAAUAUUACAUAAUUUGAGAGAAAAAUCUAAGGAAUUAACUAUUACUAGUGAUAAAUCAAACAAAGUUCAUUUGAUGUACAGUGAAAUUGCACAAUAUAUGAAAUCGUACAAGAGCGGGAAGUUGCCUAAAGCGAUGAGAAUGUUACCUAAACUUGAAAACUGGGAAGAAUUAUUACAACUCACACAACCCAGAGAGUGGUCUAACAACGCAGUUUUGCAGACUAUUAAAACUUUUGUUGGGGUAUUUUCGGAUAAACAAGCCAUUAAAUAUUUCACAACAGUCCUCUUACCGGCAGUAAGACUCGAUAUUUUGCAACACAACACAUUGAACUGCCACUUAUACAUGGCCUUAAAGAAGGCUAUAUACAGGCCAGGUGCUUGGAUCAAGUCCAUUCUAUUACCCUUGUGCAAAGAUGGUUGCACAUACAAGGAAGCUUCUAUUAUUGGAAGUGUACUUAGGAGGGUAUCAAUUCCUGUAAUGUAUGCAGCAGCUGCUUUAGUUUGUAUCUGUAACUGUUCUAAUUGGUAUGGAAGCACUAGUUAUUUACUCACCGUUUUAUUGGGGAAGAAGUUUGCUUUGCCUAAACAGGCUAUAGAGGCUUGCGUUUCAUACUUUGCCUCAUUCUCCACUAGAAAUGAGCAAAUGCCCGUUAUUUGGCAUCAAUCUCUACUUACAUUGGUCAUGGGCUACAAGGAUUCUAUGACCCAAGCCCAAAUUAAUAGGCUAGAAUCGCUAUGUAAGUACCAGAUGCACCAUAUUAUCACCCCUCAAAUUCUAUCCCAUCUAAGAACUGAUAAAGAAAAUGGCAUGCCCAUCGAUUAA